Messenger RNA from Epinephelus moara (kelp grouper), 1330 nucleotides. RefSeq names its product caveolin-3-like. The transcript is spliced from 2 exons. Gene Ontology annotation, cellular component: caveola. Gene Ontology annotation, biological process: regulation of membrane potential; caveola assembly. The record is from RefSeq and is a predicted model, not a curated record. Lineage: Eukaryota; Metazoa; Chordata; Actinopteri; Perciformes; Serranidae. The coding region runs from base 242 to 694 and encodes 150 amino acids. Gene Ontology annotation, molecular function: transmembrane transporter binding; connexin binding; molecular adaptor activity.
GCGCGCCCCUAUACUUGGUGUUGCAUGUCAGCAGUGUCUUCUGUAUCUUUGACAGAGAUAGUCAUCACUGGCAUUCCUGGAUUGGAAAAAACAAACAAACUGUGUGGCGUUUCAGUUCAAUUGCCACUUCCCAAUUUCGACUCUGACUACUGCCACGCCCACAGGGCAUCUCAUCACCUCUCCACAACCUUUGCUUCAUUAUCUCAGCUUCAGCCUGCUCUUUCAGUCAGAGACCAGGACCAUGGAGUAUGAUAACGAUAGCCACAGGUCGAUGAUCAGGAGGGACAGCCUCAGCAGGGAGAUCGACCUCACCAACAGAGACCCCAAGCAAAUCAAUGAGGAUGUGGUCAAGGUCUCCUUUGAAGAUGUGAUCGCAGAACCUGCUGGGACACACAGUCUGGGUGGAGUGUGGAAAGCCAGCUACGUCACCUUCACAGGGUCAAAGUACUGCUGUUAUCGCAUCCUGACCACCUUGUUUGGCAUCCCUUUGUCAGUGUUCUGGGGCUUUGCGUUUGCUUGUCUGUCAUUCUGGCACAUCUGGGCUGUUGCUCCCUUCAUUAAGACUGUUAUGCUUGAGUUACAAUGCCUGACUCAACUCAACUCAAUGUUCAUACGCACCUACGUUAGCCCACUCUUUGAGGCAAUGGGGAAAAUAUACAGCGAUGUGAGGGUUUUCUUACACAAGGAGGGAUAAGUGCUGAGUAGCUGCUUUACUCUGGCACGAAGACCAUUUACUGGACAUUUCACUGACUUUGACAAGAUCCACGAAACAUCUGGUGGCAAAAAUGACAAGAUGCGUGUCAUUUUUGUUUGUUAGUUCACAUGUUGAGCUGAUUUAAUGUCUAUUACUGGAUGGAAUUAUACUAAUGUCCUGUUUUAUUAACACAAUGAAAAUUGUCUAAGCAUGGAUUUCACUCUUUUUACUCUAUAUUGAUGCAUGGGUGGAUUAUGAGACAGUGGGCUCCUGGGCCUAACACCUCUGCUACACAGGAGCAAGACAGUUUUAUGUCUCCUUGUGGCUGUUUUGUGUCCAUUUGUAGCCAUUUUUUUUGUCUCUUUGAUAUAAUUUUGUGUCUGUUUGAUAUACUUUUGUGUCUAUUUGUAGUCAUUUUGAGUGUCUUCUUGGGGGGAAGGGGUGAGGGGUGCUGACACUGUGGGCCCCUGGGCCUGUGCCACAUAGACAUGGUCAGUAAUCCAUCCAUGUAUUUAUUUAAGCUGUCAAACUUCAAAUAAAUCAUGUUUUAAGUUCAAUACAAUGGUUCCUUGCACUAAAUUAAAGUAAUUUCCCACAUACCAUGACAGAAAGAUUUGAGCAUCAGUGAGUUGUGUC